AUGCGCAUCACAACAGCCGGUCUUGCCCUCGUCGGCCUGAUACCGAACAUGGCUCUCGGCAGCCCAUUAGACGGCAAGCACACGCUUACUAGUCGGGCCGGGACUUUCAACAACCCAGUCCUAUGGGAGGACUAUCCUGAUCUGGAUGUCUUCCGGAUAGGCGAUGUAUUCUACUACUCAUCGUCAACGUUUGCCUACUCGCCAGGCGCGCCGGUGCUCAAGUCCUACGACCUCGUCAACUGGACUCCAGUAACCCACAGCGUGCCCACGCUGAACUUUGGUGCGAAAUACAACCUCGACAGCGCAGCGGACCGCUCUUACGUCAAAGGUAUCUGGGCCAGCUCACUCAGGUACCGCAAGUCAAACGACAAAUUCUACUGGAUGGGAUGUGUUCAAUCAACUGGCCAGACAUAUAUCUGGACUUCCGCUGGAUCCAACGCAGCUGCCAACAAUGGCGAAGUUUCGACCUGGAACUGGCAAUCCGCAGGCAGCAUCCCCAAAUGCUACUACGACAACGGCAUCUUCAUUGAUGACGAUGACACCAUGUAUGUGGUGUACGGCAACACGCAAAUCUCGGUUGCCCAAUUGAACGCCGCCGGCACGGCGGAGGUCAAGAGCCAAAGUGUCUACAAGGAUCCCAACGGCGUCGUUCUCGAGGGCUCCCGCUUGUACAAGAUCAAGGGAAUGUACUACAUCUUUUGCACGCGCCCCGCAAACGCAGAGUAUGUGUUGAAGUCGAAGAGCCCAUGGGGUCCAUACACGGCGCAAAUUUUGCUUGACAACAUCAGCGGACCUCUCUCCAGUGCUGGUGUCAGCCACCAAGGUGGUGUAGUCGACACCAAAGAUGGUAACUGGUACUAUGUCGCUUUCAUGGACUCUUACCCUGGUGGCCGUAUCCCCGUUGUUGCGCCCCUCACUUGGACGAGCGACGGAUGGCCACAGCUUGUCAAGGUCAAUGGCGCGUGGGGAAAGUCAUACCCCAUGCCCGUCACAACAUCCAAGACCGUGCCGCCGCCAACAGGAAUCGACAAGUUCACCGGAUCAUCGUUGAGCGCGGCGUGGGAAUGGAACCACAACCCCGAUAACACGAAGUGGAGCAUGGCAAGUGGUGGUGGUGUGAACCUACAAACUACGACUGUUACACAGGAUAUCUACCAGGCGCGCAACACACUCACGCACCGUAUUCUGGGACCAAAGUCAUCGGGAACCUUCCGCAUCGACAUCAGCAAGAUGAAGAGCGGUGAUCGCGCAGGUGCUGUGCUCUUCCGAGACACCGCUGCGUACAUUGGUAUCCACAAAGACUCGUCCGCUACAAACCUCGUCAUGGUCAAUGGUAUUGCCAUGAACAGUGAUUGGUCCACAAAGUCCACUGGCUCUGUUGCUGCCACAGGACCUUCUAUUCCUGCAAGCACGACGGAUCUCUACCUGCGCAUCCAGGCGGACAUUACGCCAGCGUUUGGUACUAAUACCGCCAGGCAGAACACUUUCUGGUAUAGCACAGAUGGAACCAACUUCAAGCAGCUCGGCCCGGCUUUCGGUAUGUCAAACACUUGGCAGUUUUUCACUGGAUACCGAUUCGGUGUAUUCAACUUUGCGACUCAGUCUUUGGGUGGUAGUGUGUUGGUGAAGAGCUUUGACUUGCAGUUGUUGUAG
Pyrenophora tritici-repentis Pt-1C-BFP is the source of this 1653-nucleotide messenger RNA. Its product is annotated as glycosyl hydrolase family 43 protein. Gene Ontology annotation, molecular function: hydrolase activity, hydrolyzing O-glycosyl compounds. The record is from RefSeq and is a predicted model, not a curated record. Gene Ontology annotation, biological process: carbohydrate metabolic process. NCBI's taxonomy places the organism in Eukaryota, Fungi, Ascomycota, Dothideomycetes, Pleosporales, Pleosporaceae.